UUAGUUUUGGAAGGAUGGACUAGAGCGCUGGAUCAAUGACGAGGCGCGGUUUCUGAGCCCGUCCCAGUCGGAUCUAGGGGGAGGAGGAGAAGCCACCAAGGACGUGCACGGAUUUGGGGCUCCGGCGUAGGGCUGGCGGCGCGGGGCCGCGGAGCCAGGAGCAGUUUUCUGCAAUCAUGGGUACUUUCCCAAGGACACUCCUGGGCCUGGGAUGUAUUCUAACAGGACCAUGGCUAACAUUUUGCCAGCUUCCAUUGCCAACUAUAUUUCCAAAUAAAAAUGAAAUGGUUGUGCAGUUGAAUUCUUCUUUCACCCUGAAAUGCUCUGGGGACAGUGAAGUGAGCUGGCAAUACCCUAUGGCCGAAGAAAACCAGAAAAUAGACAUUAGACUUGAAGAGAACAACAGUGGCCUCUUUGUGACUGUGCUUGAAGUAGGAGAUGCCUCAGCUGCUCUUACUGGAUUAUACACUUGUUAUUACAAUCAUACCCAAGUGGAGGAUGGUGAAAUAGAGGGGACAGAUAUUUACAUCUAUGUACUUGAUCCAGAUAUCCCUUUUGUUCCUACGUUACAAGAGGAUCAAUUCAUCCUAAUAGAAGAAGGCGAUUCCACUGUUAUCCCUUGUCGUACAACUGACCCUGAUGCUCAAGUAACCUUAAUUAACAGUGAAGCCAAGCCCUUAUAUGCUUUUUAUGAUAGCAAGCAAGGCUUCAUAGGAAAUUUUCCUGCAGGCACAUACACAUGCAAAACAACUGUUAAAGGAGUGGAGUUCAAGUCUGAUGAGUUCUUUAUCUAUAUUUUGAGAGCUACUUCACAGCUGCCAGUUAAGAUUGAAGCCCUUAAAACUGUAUACAAAAAAGGCGAAACCAUUGUUGUAACGUGUGUGGUCUCUCACAACGAGGUUGUUAAUUUAGACUGGAAUUAUCCAGGGAAAGUGAAAGAAAAAGGUGUGAUAAAACUUGACGACAUAAAAGUUCCACACCAGAAGCUGGUUUACACCUUGACCAUUCCGGAGGCAUCAGUGAAAGACACUGGGGAUUAUGAAUGCACUGCCAGACAUGCAACCAAGGAGGUUAAGGAAAAUAGGAGAGUAGUCAUUACAGUUCACGACAAAGGAUUCAUUCAUCUGGAGCCCCAGUUUAGUCCUUUGGAAGCUGUCAAUCUCCAUGAGGUCAAAAAUUUUGUAGUUGAUGUGCACGCAUACCCAGCUCCAAAAAUGUUCUGGCUGAAGGACAAUGUGACCCUGAUUGAGAAUCUUACUGAGAUUGUUACUAGUUCAAAUAAGAUCCAUGAGACAAGGUUUCAAAGUACAUUAAAGUUGAUUAGAGCCAAGGAAGAAGACAGUGGAUAUUACACCUUGGUUGCUGAAAAUGAAGAUGAGACUAAAAGAUAUACUUUCUCAUUACUAAUACAAGUUCCAGCCUUAAUUCUAGACCUUGUGGAUAAUCAUCAUGGCUCAGCUGGGGGACAGACAGUAAGGUGCUUGGCAGAAGGGACACCUCUUCCUGAUGUUGAAUGGCUAAUUUGCAAGGACAUUAAAAAAUGCAGCAAUGAUACCUCAUGGAUACUUCUGACUAGCAACAUCUCAGAUAUUAGCAUGGAGGCUCAUUUGGAUGAGAAGAACAUGGUGGAAAGCCAGGUGACCUUCCAGAAGGUAGAAGAAACCCUGGCAGUUCGGUGCAUUGCAAGGAACGACCUUGGUGCCGUUACUCGGGAGCUGAAGCUUGUGGCUCCUACAUUGCGAUCAGAGUUAACAGUGGCUGCUGCAGUCCUAGUGUUGUUAGUAAUUGUGAUUAUCUCACUGAUUGUCCUGGUCGUCAUAUGGAAACAGAAGCCACGCUAUGAGAUAAGAUGGAGAGUCAUUGAAUCAAUCAGUCCUGACGGCCAUGAAUAUAUUUAUGUGGACCCAAUGCAAUUGCCAUAUGACUCAAGAUGGGAGUUUCCUAGAGAUGGAUUAGUGCUUGGUCGAAUUCUUGGUUCUGGUGCAUUUGGCAAAGUUGUUGAGGGAACUGCAUAUGGGUUAAGUCGCUCUCAACCAGUGAUGAAGGUAGCCGUGAAAAUGCUGAAACCCACAGCGAGAUCCAGUGAAAAACAAGCACUAAUGUCUGAACUGAAGAUAAUGACACAUCUUGGGCCCCAUUUGAACAUUGUGAAUCUGUUAGGAGCUUGUACCAAAUCAGGUCCAAUUUACAUCAUUACUGAAUACUGCUUUUAUGGGGAUUUGGUAAACUACUUGCAUAAGAACAGAGAUAAUUUUCUAAGCCGACACCCAGAAAAGCUGAAGAAGGACUUGGACAUCUUUGGCAUGAACCCAGCUGAUGAAAGCACAAGAAGUUAUGUAAUUUUAUCCUUUGAAAACAAUGGAGAAUACAUGGACAUGAAACAAGCUGAUACAACCCAGUAUGUGCCCAUGCUGGAAAGGAAGGAGGGUUCUAAAUAUUCUGAUAUCCAGAGAUCUAUGUAUGAUCGACCUGCUUCAUACAAGAAGAAAUCCAUGUCAGAAUCUGAAGUCAAGAACCUACUUUCUGAUGACAGUUCUGAAGGCCUCAGCCUACUGGACUUACUGAGCUUCACCUAUCAAGUUGCACGGGGAAUGGAGUUCUUGGCUUCUAAAAAUUGUGUGCACCGUGACUUGGCAGCUCGUAACGUCCUUCUAGCUCAAGGAAAAAUUGUGAAGAUCUGUGACUUUGGUCUGGCUAGGGACAUCAUGCACGAUUCCAACUAUGUUUCCAAAGGCAGUACAUUUCUUCCAGUGAAAUGGAUGGCACCUGAGAGCAUUUUUGACAAUCUGUACACAACAUUAAGUGAUGUCUGGUCUUAUGGCAUUCUACUGUGGGAAAUAUUUUCUCUUGGUGGCACACCUUACCCUGGAAUGAUGGUUGAUUCUACUUUCUAUAACAAGAUAAAAAGUGGCUACCGAAUGGCAAAACCUGACCAUGCCACCAAUGAAGUGUAUGAGAUCAUGGUGAAGUGUUGGAACAGUGAACCAGAAAAAAGACCUUCUUUUUACCAUUUGAGUGAAAUUGUUGAGUGUCUAUUGCCUGGAGAGUACAAGAAGAGCUAUGAAAAGAUUCAUCUGGACUUCCUGAAAAGUGACCACCCAGCUGUCACACGCAUGAGAGGGGACUGUGACAACACCUAUAUCGGUGUCACCUACAAGAAUGAAGACAAACUCAAGGAUAGGGAGAGCGGAUUUGAUGAGCAGAGGCUGAGUGCUGACAGUGGAUACAUCAUCCCUCUGCCUGACAUUGACCCUGUAUCUGAAGAUGAGCUUGGCAAAAGAAACAGGCACAGUUCCCAAACAUCUGAAGAAAGUGCUAUUGAGACUGGUUCCAGCAGCUCUACCUUUAUCAAGAGAGAGGAUGAGACCAUUGAGGACAUUGACAUAAUGGAUGACAUUGGAAUAGAUUCCUCAGAUCUGGUUGAGGACAGCUUCCUGUAAUUCUCAUGGAAUCAAAAAGGACAUCUUCAAGCUAUGUAAAAAGGGAAGCUGCCGUACAACUUACAGACUAUUACUCCAGAGAGAACCACUUUACUGCAAUGCAAAGGAUGUGAGGAGAGUUUGGAUAUGUAAAGAGAAGUUCCCAGUAAUGAGCAUCAUCCUGAAACAGUAAGAAGUUGAAAUUAGCUUUUUAGUGUUGCUUCUUGCGUACUUCAGUAGCAUUUCAGUGUGGUUUGCAGUCUGAAUAGGUAGAAGGACAAAGGAAAAGGCCAUAAACAGACCAGCUUGUGUUUCAAGGGCAUUCAUGACUCCGAUGGAUAGAAUUUCCACUGCAGCAAAACUUCACUGUUGUAAUUAUG
Molecule: messenger RNA, 3799 nt
Organism: Gavialis gangeticus (Gharial)
Lineage: Eukaryota; Metazoa; Chordata; Crocodylia; Gavialidae
Gene: PDGFRA
Product: platelet derived growth factor receptor alpha
Exons: 23
Coding region: 177-3440 (1087 amino acids)
Biological process (GO): multicellular organism development; positive regulation of kinase activity; protein phosphorylation
Cellular component (GO): signaling receptor complex
Molecular function (GO): ATP binding; platelet-derived growth factor binding; platelet-derived growth factor alpha-receptor activity
Source: RefSeq, a predicted model, not a curated record